CUAAGUUACCCAGUGACAUUUCCAUCUAGUCGGCCUUUUCGUACCAAAUGUCACCUCCAAAGAAUGCUCUGAUCGCCGUUACGUCGGCACACGCAGCCUUGUAUCCCGAAGGCAAAGAAACUGGUCUCUUCAUUACGGAGGCAUUACACCCAUUCGAGGUGUUUCAAAAAGCCGGUUUCGAAGUUGAUCUUGUAUCCGAAACUGGAACUUAUCAGCCCGACUGGCUUUCACAGCAAAAAGAUUGGCUCUCGGAUUCUGAGCGUGCUAUAUGGGAGGAUCAUUCCAGCGAGUUUCGCAGCAAGUUGGAUCAUCUUCUUCAGCCAAAUGACAUUGAUCCAGCAAAGUACGGACUAUUUUUUGCUUCGGCUGGUCAUGCGUCCUUGAUUGAUUACCCUGUUGCUCAUGGGCUUCAUGCGGUUGCCUCCAAAAUGUAUGCUUCGGGAGCAGUCAUUUCAACAGUUUGCCACGGCGGUGCAAUAUUCCCAGGCAUUAUUGAUCCAGCCACCUCGAAGUCGAUAAUCUCGGGCAGAAGAGUCACCGGAUUUACUACCCAAGGUGAAGAAGAAGAAGGAGUCCUUGACACUAUCAAGAGUUGGAACCGCCCUACCAUUGAGUCACAUGCAGUCAAUGAGGGUGCUACUUAUGUCCCUCCACCAGGUCCAUGGGACGCUUUUGCAAUCUCAGAUGGACGUAUUGUUACUGGUGCCAAUCCCGCUAGUGCUACGGUCACAGCUGAAGAGGCUGUCAAGGUAUUCCAAACAUUGUAAAACAUUUAUACAUUUAUUUUUGUUUCUUUCCAAUUGGAACCAUAUUCGAUAUGAGAAGUCAAAUUGUAAAGAUAUGUGUCCUCUCUUUCCAUUAGAUCCUCCACUCGAUAUAUCCUCUAUCAACAGAUGGCUCGUUGAGCUUUGAAGCACACAGAUACGAUAUUUCAGGGUUUUAACGUUCCUUCGCUGGACAGAUAUGAGUGAGAAUGUUUGGUGUUUAAAGUCAAUCAACAUUAUAGCUGUCCCGAGUGUGAGUUUUUGAAUGUAGGUAUUCUCUGUUGCGAUUGGCUUUUUGCAGCAAGCUGAAAACUCCAAUGUGGCGGGAUACAGAAU
Molecule: messenger RNA, 1100 nt
Organism: Trichoderma harzianum CBS 226.95
Lineage: Eukaryota; Fungi; Ascomycota; Sordariomycetes; Hypocreales; Hypocreaceae
Exons: 5
Coding region: 48-767 (239 amino acids)
Molecular function (GO): glyoxalase III activity
Source: RefSeq, a predicted model, not a curated record